UCGUGUAGACAACACAUUGCUUCUAAAAUGACCACAGCACUAUUAAAGUCUCUUAGCAUAUUAACCAAACCCAUUCGAGACUCUCACUUGAGCGAUGGUCUAAGCACACAAACAACACUUCUGUCAGCUCUCCAGAAGAACCUGUCGGAGCUUCGCGAGCGGAUGUCAGUUGGAGAGCUGGAGGAAGCCCAUCAAAUGCUAGAGGAGACCAGGAGAGAGAUCACAUGGGUGUGCAGUGAUACAGAUGACAUAACCUGGGGCUUUGUCCAGGAAUGUCUUCUAUUACUGUUCUGUCUGGCACGUCACUUCACCCACCUCCUGGAAGCCUUUCACCAGAAUCCUGCUGCACCUAAUCUUAGCACCCCUGAAGCUGCCCCACCCCUGCCUCCUGAUGUGCUCAGUGUGGCCCAGCAGAAGACACUUGGCACUGUGCUGCAGUUUGUUGUCACACUGGGUCUCUGCCCAUAUUUGGCCCCUGGUGUGGGGGUGGCCCUGGGGCUGAGGUCAGCCUUUGGGGCUGCAGUGGAGGAGGCAGUGCGUCAUGAUGUAGCCCCUGUAGGGGAUCGUCGUCUACUUAUCACCACAAAUGUUUUACUGGAUGUGUCUACCCUGUCGUCCCUAGCAACUCCUGUUUUCACACGCCACCUGGGUGACAUCUUGGCAGCUCUGUGUCAAUUGGCAUAUCGCCCCCAUCGCCCCGAAGGAGAGAGCACAAAGAGCAAUAAGGGGCUGACAGUAGAGGAACGCAAAUCCUGCAAAGAAGCACUUCACAGUCUUUUAGGAAAAGUGUAUCAGCCAAUUGUCAUUAAGGAACUGCUUGUUCUCCAAGGGGGACCUAAACAGGCAUCUUCAGGCUCCAGAGGUGGAAGUGCUGGAGGUAAGGCUCUGAUACAAGCACCCCCUUGGCUGAGGCGCCUCUGUGGACAGCUGCUGUCUGAGAGGUUAAUGCAACCUCAUGGGGUCCAAGCUGUAGUGAGGGCCAUCCUAGAAGGGACCGGAGCUGGUGGACAUUCUGACUGGAGGAAAUGUGAUGCUGUGGCCAAGAUCCUCGCUUCCUGUCCUCAGCAAUCCCUCUCUGCUGAGAGCUACUACAGUCAAGUGUGUCCACAGAUACUGGAGCUUCUGCAUUUCAAAGACAAACUGACUGCACAGCAGUUCCAGAGAGUUGCAACCAGGGCGGCGCUCACCAUGGUGCAAGAGCGACCUGAGUUUGCGCAGCGAUUCCUACUUUUACCUCUUCUCUCCCCUCUUCAUCGUUGUACAGAGGGAACCGGCAAUGACCUAUCCCAGGAUACAGUGCAGGAGUGGGAGCUGACUCGCUGUAUUGAGGAUAUAUACAAAAUCUGUGUGGUGGGUAACAGUCCAUCAGAAGUGCUGCUUAAAGCUCUGGAUGAUGCAAUCUCAGCCCUUUUCUGUCUCUUUUGCUUCACCAAACAGAACGUCUCUCACUUACGCAUACCUUGUCAGGAGAUCCUGAUAUGGUAUCUAUCUCAUUCAAAGCGCUCUGUAGCUCUUUCCCUGCUGAAACGCUUGUGUGGCCUCCAAGGAGAGGUGAGCGGAGUCAGCCAUGACUUUCUAUUCUCACCUGGCAGUGAUGGAGGAGCCAGACUUACAGUUAGAGAGCCUAUCAGUGAUGAAGAUGAUGCUCUCUUUGAGAAGGUCUCAGGUGAUCAGUGGAGAGUUCAGUGUCUGGUGCAGCUGUUGGAAGAGAUGAAGGACAGUGAUAUGCCUGGAGAGUUUUUCCUGCUGUUGUUGCAGGAUUUAACAGCUCUGGCUGCUGAAAAAGAGGACAGAGUUGAGAAGGAGGUUGACACUUCAUCUAUGACUCUGCUGGAGUUAGAGCAGCACCUGCUGGGCCGUGAGAUUGGACACGGACAGAGACUGGCCCUACUGCAGACACUGGCCAUCAUGUGUCAGGGUCUGCCACAUACAGCACUGCUCCGCAAACCCACUCAGGUGGUUGGGUUCAUAGUGUCCAUGCUGAAGAGGGCUUGUGUUGGUCUGGAGCAUGGCAUUGACAGUCCAGUGGAGAGUCAAACUCUCAGUAUGGGAAUGGGGCUUGUGGCCACUCUCCUGUCUGGAGCUGCUGAGCUGAGUGCAGAUGAUUACUUGUCAAUGGCUGCACUGCUACCUCCUCUAGAGCAGAUAUCUCAGCAGCACCCAGAGACUGUCAUCCAGGAGUUGGCUUGUGAUCUGAGGGCCACCAUCGCCACACAUGGGGCAUACCACACUAAACCUGUCUCCAGAACAGCUAGCCAGCACAAUCCAGGCCCCAGUACUUCUCAGCCAACAGGCCAAAGUUCAAACACCCUCCCAGCCAAUAUACCCUCAUCUAGACUUCUCUCAAGACCACACACUAGCUCAGCAAGUAGCAGAGGUGAUGUCUCACCAGGACAACCUCCCUCCACUCAUUCAUAUAGCUCUGAGGACACUCCUAGGAAUUUGGUUAGCCAAGUUCCCACAUCAUCAAUGUCACGACCCAAACACACAACAGAUCCCAGUGAAGCACCUAAAGUUAAAGACUCAUGCCAUGGUUCUGAACCAAAAUCUGGGCAGUCAGCUGGAGGAAUAGCAAAUCCUGGGAUUUCAGAGGGCCCACCCAGUAAAGCCUUUACAGAGUGCCUGCUAGAGGCCUGUGACUCAGAUAUUCCCUCUAAAGCUGUAGCACUGCGUUCACUGACUCGCUCUGUUAAAGAUGGAGACAAGGAGGCACUGCAGAACAAGGACCAACUACUGACUCUCUUUCUGGAGAACUUGGAGCAUGAAGACUCCUUUGUGUAUCUGUCAGCCAUUCAAGGUUUGGCAGUGUUGGCUGACUCUUUCCCUGAGGAAAUUCUGCAGAAAUUGCUGGGAGAGUAUCAGACUGGAGCGACUGUGUGUUUACCCAAGAGGCAGCGCUCCCUGGAGACGUGCCUCAAAGUGGGCGAGGUUUUAAUGAGAGCCAGCCGGGCAAUGGGUGACCUGGCUCCACACUACGGCCGCCCUCUGAUCGGUGUUUUCCUAAGUGGCACUAGAGACAAGAGGAGUAGUGUUCGUGCCAGCAGCCUCUCAAACCUGGGUGAACUGUGUCAGCGUCUCAACUUUUCCCUUGGACCGCUGGCGCAAGAGCUGAGCACAUGUCUGACCGCCCUGAUAAAGACAGACAGAGAGGCAGAGGUUCGGAGGGCUGCGGUUCACGCCAUCGCUCUGGUUCUCAGAGGCCUCAGUGAUAAAACUACUCAGGUUCUUGGGGAUGUUUUAUUAGAGUUGUAUCGGGAUUUGAAGUGGGUGGUGCGGUCAGACCCGGAUGAUGUGGCCGUACUCCAGGCUCAACUCGCUCUGGAAGAGCUUGAUGUUGUCAUGAGGAGGUUCAUCUUCCCUCAACAGAAACUUGAGAAAAAGAUUGUGGUUCUUCCUUGAAAGCGCUCCAGGAGUAACAUAAGCUCUCGAACAGACAGAUGUUUACCUUUUAGAUUUCUAUCCUCCAUUUCAUUAUUUAACCCUGUAGUUAUACCUGAAGGUUUAUGCCCAUAUACAUCUCAGACUGAAAAACCUGUCUUUGGCAUUGAUAAACUAGCAUUCCGCCUUUUGUUAUCAGGUAGGUUACAGGUCACCUGAAAGAUGUAAGAUAUUAGUCAUUCUACUUAAAUUCUUUUCCCUGCACAAUACUGAAACUUUCCAUCCAUAAGCCCCCCUCCUUAACCGUCUCUAUGGCUUUCUAACCUGUGUGGUCUACCCCAGAGCAGAGCUGAUAAAAUAUCAUGCAGAUAUUUAAUGUUAGCAUUUCUGCUAGCUUAUACAAUUUUAGUUUGGUCUUGAUACCUCUGAAAUGAAAUAAAGAGUGUAGAUUUUUUUCAAAGCAUGUUGUGAUAACAUUGUGUGUUCAUUGCUUAUUUGUCAUCUCCAGUUUUAUUUUCAUUUAGCUAUGAUUGGUUUAAAGACACUGGAAAUGUGAGCACAUGCCUGAACAUCUGGGGAAGGUUGCAUGGCCUCAACUUCCUGUCUGCUCUAUGCUGUAAUAUAAUGGAGGUUAACUAACUGUUAACCUGCUAAAAAUAGUUUAUGUUGUAAAAUGCACAAAGCAUUUGAAUC
Molecule: messenger RNA, 4071 nt
Organism: Xyrauchen texanus (razorback sucker)
Lineage: Eukaryota; Metazoa; Chordata; Actinopteri; Cypriniformes; Catostomidae
Gene: tango6
Product: transport and golgi organization 6 homolog (Drosophila)
Exons: 18
Coding region: 28-3399 (1123 amino acids)
Biological process (GO): protein secretion
Source: RefSeq, a predicted model, not a curated record